Ordospora colligata OC4 is the source of this 1293-nucleotide messenger RNA. Its product is annotated as RING Zn-finger domain-containing protein. Lineage: Eukaryota; Fungi; Microsporidia; Ordosporidae. Gene Ontology annotation, molecular function: ribosome binding; ubiquitin protein ligase activity. Bases 1 to 1293 code for a protein of 430 amino acids. The transcript has a single exon. Gene Ontology annotation, biological process: rescue of stalled cytosolic ribosome; protein ubiquitination. The record is from RefSeq and is a predicted model, not a curated record.
AUGGACUGCCAGAUAUGUGACUGCCAUUCUGAAAUAUAUGCAUCUUACGAUUGCUGCCAUUGCAUAUGCAUCAGAUGCUCAUUAAGACUUGUGGUGUUGUACAAACAGCAUAACUGUCCAUUGUGCAAGACCACUACAAAGACGCUUCGAUUCAAUACAUCAGAAGCAAUUAAUAAAUCAGAAACUCACAAACCACUAAAGGAGAUAAAGACAUCCAUCACGAUUGUCUAUGAAAGUAAUGCUGUUAAGAAGCAUGUCGAAGAUCUUUUAUCAAGCAAAUGCCAAAAGUGUCUUAAAACAUGCUCAACACUGGCACAGCUCAGAAAACAUUACUCUGAGCACGGACUUGUUCUGUGUUCUGAAUGCAUCUAUGGAAGAAAGGAUUUCUGGGAUGAAUUCAAGCUGUACAAAAGCUCCACUAUCAAGGACCACAGAAAUGGAAUGCUUGGAGAAGAAGGAUUCAUCGGACACGUGUUUUGUGUUCAUUGCAAGAGUUAUCUCUAUGAUGCAGACAAUGCAAGGCAGCAUUGUAAUAUAGAGCAUGAAAUGUGCCAGAUAUGCGAUAUGGUUGGACUUAAAUAUAAGUACUAUAGAAACUUCAAGGAUCUUGAAAGUCAUUACAGGAAUGCACAUUACUGUUGCAUGUUUGAUCAAUGCCUUGCAAAUAAGUGUUAUGCAUUUACAUAUCAAACAGAGCUUUUGGCGCAUCUCACAAAGAUUCACAAGCUAGAUGUUACAUUGAGCAGCAUUCCAAAGAAAGGCGAUUGCGACAUGCCAGUGAUGGAUCCAUUCAAGAAAAGAAAUGUGAAGUGCAAGGUUGAUAUACUUGCUCCAAAUGGAAUGAUUGUAGAUACAAGACAAAGUGACAACAAACACACAAUGUCAAUACCAAACUCUCCGUCAUUGAAUGUUCCUACAUACCUAAACAGAAGCAUCCUUGAUGAUCAUAAGAAAAGCCGUGCAAGGCGUAAGUCAGUAAUUGAUUACUUCUGUACCACAGAUGCAAAUGAGAUUGAGUGUAUUAUAGAUGAAUUCAUGGCCACAUUCAUGACUGUAACAGAUGCAUUUAACAAGGUAUCCUAUUAUGUUGGUGAUGCACAGGCCCUGAAGAUAUUCGAGUCUGUCCGCUUUGAUCAUCGACAGAAGGAUGUUUCUGAAAGCAUCAAGAGCAUCCGUAAGAAAGUAAUGUUUCCUAAGUUUGUUCCAUUUGGCUCUCCAACAUAUACAGAACCAGAAAGAAAGCAAGCCCCGGGAUUUUCGGUCAUAGACAUAUCAAAGGGCAAAAAGCUGUAA